Messenger RNA from Ipomoea triloba (trilobed morning glory), 1854 nucleotides. RefSeq lists its product as uncharacterized. Bases 65 to 1759 code for a protein of 564 amino acids. Lineage: Eukaryota; Viridiplantae; Streptophyta; Magnoliopsida; Solanales; Convolvulaceae. The transcript has 3 exons. The record is from RefSeq and is a predicted model, not a curated record.
GAAAAAUACCCCACUAAACAUCCAAUUUUUUGCAGCGCGCGUCAAAGGCAGUGAGAUAUACUUGAUGAGCAAUGCCAUGGCGUCUCAUAUUGGCGACAAUCCACAGGAACAAAAUUCAACAAAUGAGAAGGCAAAAGAUACAAUGAUUGAAGACAUGGAGGGAGCAAGGCAUCUACAAGAUUUAGCAAACUGCGAACCAUUAAGAAUCCUUUCGGAAAAGCUUAAAAAUGUAAAACAAUUAUCUUCAGAAGCAUGUAUAUUUAAAGUGCACGAGAUGCUGCAUAAAACAAAGCCAGAGGCUUAUACACCUUUGACAAUAUCCAUCGGGCCUUACCAUCAUGGGAAGCCGGAGUUUAGGAAGAUGGAAAGGUUGAAGGAAUUGUAUACACAGUCCUUUAUGGGAAGGUUGGAGCUGGAAUUGUAUACACAUGUACAGUCCCUUUCAGAAGGAGUGGGUGUGGAGGAAUUGUAUACAGAGUCCCUUUUAAACAGAGCAGGAGCGGGUGUGGAGGAGUGUUGGAAGAAAUUAAAGGAGUUAGAAGGCAGAGCUAAGAGGUAUUAUGGUGAUGAGAUAGAAGAAAAAGUUAGUGGGGAUAAAUUCGUGAAGAUGUUAUUGCUUGAUGGUUGCUUUAUAGUGGAAUAUGUUUUUAGAUCAUAUCUUGGAAUGAAAGGCAAGGGGCAACAAUACGGAAAUGAUCCCAUUUACAUGCAAAAUAUUGUUCGUGACAUGUUGCUCCUGGAAAACCAACUCCCCUUCUUUGUUCUGCAAGCACUCUAUGACAUGAUUAGUAAUCCUGGCAACCCAGAAUUCUUAGAGAUGGUGAAAUUUGUAUUUCGGAGUAAGAUAAACACUAUCACCCUACCCAAUACUAAGGUCAAACCCCAAGAGAUAAAGCAUUUACUUCAGAUAGUGCACAUUCUCUGCCAACCCCAACCCCAACUCCAAAAUAAUAGGCAGAUUCAGCAGAAGAAGGCCAAGGCCAAGGCAUGUUCUUCUUCUUGCUACUUUUGGAAACAACCACAAGACCAAGGCCAAGGCGGCUCUGAUAUUGAAUCCAAUAGUCUUAGUAACGGGCAGGAUAGGCGGCAAUUCUUCAGAUGUUUUCUUUCCAAGUUUUGGGGACGAGGAGUUAUUAUGCAGUUUUCUUCACAAAGUAAAGAUGAGGACAAGGAGUUAUUAUACAGUAUCCGUACUGCUAGUGAGCUUCAUGAAGCUGGAGUUCAUUUCAAAAAGGUUGGCAACAUUAUAGGCACCUCUUCUGAUCAAACCAUAAGUCUAUUUGAUAUAAAGUUCAAUCACGGCGUAUUGGAGAUCCCCUCUUUCGCUCUCUAUGAUACAACAGAAACAUUAUUCAGAAAUCUCAUAGCCUAUGAGCAACAUUUGCCGCCGGAUGUGCAUCCCAUAUAUUUCACAGAUUAUGCUGUGUUCAUGGAUGAUCUUAUUAAUACGGAGAAGAAUGUCAACUUACUUCGUCUUAAGAAUGUUUUUAUAAAUAAAUUGGGAGAUGACAAAGAAGUGACCUGUCUUUUUAACAACCUUAACAAAGAGGUUUGGUCUUUCCAUGAUGACUUCUAUUACCGAGAUGUGUGCAAAGAAUUGAAUCGGCAUUGCAAAAAACCCUGGAAUGUGUUGAUGGCAAAACUAAGACGCGAUUAUUUUCACACUCCAUGGGCAGGGAUUUCUACCUUUGCUGCUAUACUGCUUCUUUCGCUCGCUAUUGCACAGACUGUCCUAUCUGCGCUUCAACUGCAUAACUAAUUUCAUCAAUCCAAUAAGCUAUCUAGUGUGUACGUUGUUAGAAUUGAAUGUUAGAAGAAUGUAUGUAUGUAUGUAUAUUUUCAAGUGGUUUAUGC